This is a messenger RNA of Oreochromis aureus, 6066 nucleotides long. Its product is annotated as dihydropyridine-sensitive L-type skeletal muscle calcium channel subunit alpha-1. The record is from RefSeq and is a predicted model, not a curated record. The coding region runs from base 241 to 5796 and encodes 1851 amino acids. Gene Ontology annotation, biological process: calcium ion import across plasma membrane. Gene Ontology annotation, molecular function: high voltage-gated calcium channel activity; calcium ion binding. NCBI's taxonomy places the organism in Eukaryota, Metazoa, Chordata, Actinopteri, Cichliformes, Cichlidae. Gene Ontology annotation, cellular component: voltage-gated calcium channel complex; membrane. The transcript is spliced from 45 exons.
UGGACGUGGUGGGCUUAUUUUGUCAGAGGCCCUCAGCCAGGCAGAGAGGCCUGUGGCUCUGCCCGGGUGAGACCGACAAAGGAGCGAGGAGGAGGAGAAGGAGAAGAAAGAGGGUGCCGGGGGAGCCUGAGGAGGAUCUGCUUUCACAAAGGGGAGACACACUGGACCUGAGUUUGGGAUUUUACAAUAAACAUUAACUUUCACAGGAAUUUGGAGCGUGUCUAAGGUGAAGGCAUCAAGAUGGCGUCGAACACAGAAGCGGCCAAGCCGAUCAUCAUGAAUGAAGAGGAGCUGAAGAGGAAGCAGAGGGAGAAGCUUAAGAAACUACAGGCCACUGGAGGAAACCCUCGACCCGCGAGAUCUCUCUUCCUGUUCAACCUCAAAAAUCCCUUCCGCAAAGCCUGCAUCAACAUAGUGGAGUGGAAAACCUUUGAGAUCAUCAUCUUAUUGACCAUUUUUGCAAACUGUGUCGCUUUGGCUGUGUUCCUGCCCAUGCCUGAAGACGACACCAACAACACCAACUUAAAUUUGGAAAGUCUGGAGUAUAUCUUCCUGGUCAUAUUCACGUUGGAGUGCUUCUUGAAGAUAGUAGCGUAUGGGUUUGUGUUCCAUGAAGGGGCCUAUUUACGAAACUGCUGGAACAUAUUGGACUUUGUCAUCGUCUUCAUGGGUCUCUUUACCUUAUUUAUGGAUACUGUAAACAUGGUGUCAGGUGUGCCAAAGGAGAAGGGUGGGGGGUUUGAUAUGAAAGCACUGAGAGCUUUCAGAGUACUGCGGCCUCUACGCCUCGUUUCUGGAGUCCCCAGCCUACAGGUGGUAAUGAACUCCAUCCUUAAAGCGAUGCUGCCUCUUCUACACAUUGCUCUGCUGGUCUUCUUACUGGUCACUAUCUAUGCCAUCAUGGGGCUGGAGCUCUUUAAGUGCAAAAUGCAUAAGACCUGCUAUUACAAAGGCACAAAUAUCUAUGCCACAGCAGAGGGAGAACUGCCUGCCCCCUGUGCUCAGGCUGGUAAUGGACGCCGCUGCAUCAUCAAUGGCACGGAAUGUCGGCCCGGCUGGGAAGGUCCCAACAACGGGAUCACCCACUUUGAUAACAUUGGCUUUGCCAUGCUGACAGUAUACCAGUGUAUCACCAUGGAAAGCUGGACCAAAGUGCUCUACUGGGUGAAUGAUGCCAUAGGGAAUGAAUGGCCAUGGCUCUAUUUUGUUCCUCUAAUUCUGCUGGGCUCAUUCUUCGUGCUCAAUCUGGUUCUGGGUGUGCUCAGUGGAGAGUUUACCAAAGAGCGAGAAAAGGCCAGGUCACGUGGAGAGUUCCAGAAGUUACGAGAGCGUCAGCAGCUGGAUGAGGACCUCCACGGCUACAUGGAGUGGAUCACUCACGCUGAAGUCCUGGAUGCUGAUAGAGAAGGAAAAGGACUCCUGCCCUUGUCCAGUGGAGAUUCAGACACAGACAGUCUGUAUGACCUGGAGGGCAAGAGUCGAAUAAUCUAUUACUACCGCCUGGCUCGGCGCUGGAACCGUUUCUUCAGGAUGAAGUGCCUGGUGUACGUGAAAACCAGGGCAUUUUAUUGGGUGGUGAUGUUCCUGGUCUUCCUCAACACUCUGACCAUAGCCACAGAGUACCACCACCAGCCUGAAAGCCUGACUUCCUUUCAAGAUGUGGCUAGCCGGGUGCUGCUGGUGCUGUUUGUCAUUGAGAUGUUUGUGAAGAUGUAUGCUCUGGGACCCAGGGCAUAUUUCAUGUCUCUAUUUAACCGUUUUGACUUCUUUGUGGUACUAUGUGGUAUCCUGGAGAUGAUCAUGCUGUCUGCAGGUGCUGUGGCUCCCCUGGGUUUCUCUGUACUCAGGUGUAUCCGCCUGCUGAGGAUCCUCAAAGUCACAAAGUACUGGAAGUCACUCAGUAAUCUUGUGGCCUCUCUCCUCAACUCCGUUCGCUCCAUUGCCUCCCUCCUUCUUCUUCUUUUCCUCUUCAUUGUCAUUUUCUCACUCCUGGGCAUGCAGGUUUUUGGAGGGAAAUUUAACUUCUCUGACCACAGAGCCAGGCGCAGCAACUUUGAUAACUUCCCUCAGGCCUUGAUCAGUGUGUUUCAGAUCCUCACAGGAGAGGACUGGACAUCCAUCAUGUACAAUGGAAUCAUGGCCUAUGGAGGGCCUGUCAUUCCUGGCAUUCUGGUCUCCAUCUACUUCAUUAUUCUCUUUGUCUGUGGAAACUAUAUCCUCCUCAACGUCUUCCUCGCUAUCGCCGUCGACAACCUCGCAGAGGCUGAGAGUUUGACUUCAGCUCAGAAAGAAAAGGCAGAGGAGAAGUUGAGGAAGAAGCUGCUAAGGGCGAAAAUGCCUGAGAAGACUGAUGAGGAGAGAGAGAGGAUAGCUAAGAAACUGGCUGAGCAGAGGGCCAAGAUAGAAGGCAUGCCCACCACAGCCAAGCUCAAAAUCGAUGAAUUUGAGUCUAAUGUCAAUGAAGUGAAAGAUCCAUUUCCACCAGCUGAUUUCCCAGGUGAUGAUGAGGAGGAAGAGCCUGAAAUCCCUAUCAGCCCCCGGCCCCGACCAAUGGCGGAUCUGCAGCUGAAGGAAGAAGCAGUUCCGUUACCUGAAGCUAGCUCCUUUUUCAUUUUUGGCCCUCAGAACAAGUUCCGUAAAUUGUGCUACAAGAUCAUCAAUGCUUCGUCCUUCACCAACUUAAUCCUCCUCUUCAUCCUGCUCUCCUCCAUCUCAUUGGCAGCUGAGGACCCCAUUGAUCCCAAGUCCUACAGAAACCAGAUCUUGGCCUAUGCUGAUAUUGUCUUCACAUCUGUGUUCACCAUUGAGAUUGUACUGAAGAUGACGGUGUAUGGAGCGUUCAUGCACAAAGGCUCGUUCUGUCGUAACUCUUUCAAUAUUCUGGAUCUGAUUGUGGUCGGAGUGUCUCUUCUGUCUAUGGGAAUGGAAUCCAGUGCCAUCUCCGUCGUGAAGAUUCUCAGGGUGUUGAGGGUGCUGAGGCCUCUCAGAGCUAUCAACAGAGCCAAAGGAUUAAAGCAUGUGGUCCAGUGCGUAUUUGUGGCCAUCAAAACAAUUGGUAACAUCGUCCUGGUCACCCUGCUGCUGAAUUUCAUGUUUGCCUGCAUAGGAGUCCAACUCUUUAAGGGUAAAUUCUACAGCUGCACAGAUGUGUCCAAAGUGACUGAGGAGGAAUGCCAGGGAUUCUACUUGAAGCAUAUGGAGAAUUCCCUGCAAGACACAGUAGUGGCUAAGAGAGAAUGGCUCAACAAUGACUUUAACUUUGACAACGUGCUCAAUGGAAUUCUGGCUCUGUUCACCGUUUCCACAUUCGAGGGCUGGCCAAAACUCUUAUACAGAGCCAUAGAUUCAGCUGAAGAAGACAUGGGUCCAGUCUUCAACAACCGUGUCGAUGUGUCCAUCUUCUUCAUUAUCUACAUCAUCAUCAUAGCCUUCUUCAUGAUGAACAUCUUUGUGGGCUUUGUCAUAGUCACCUUCCAGGAGCAGGGUGAGCAGGAGUAUAAGAACUGUGAGCUGGACAAGAACCAGCGCCAGUGCGUGCAGUACGCUCUGAAGGCUCGUCCUCUGAAGUGCUACAUACCCAAAAACCCGUACCAGUACAGGGUCUGGUACAUUGUCACCUCCUGCUACUUUGAGUACCUCAUGUUCUUUCUGAUUAUGCUGAACACUUUGUGUCUGGGGAUGCAGCACUGUAAUCAGUCGGACCACGUCACAAAGCUGUCAGACAUUCUCAACUUAAUCUUCACGGUGCUCUUCACCGUGGAGAUGAUUCUUAAGCUCAUGGCCUUCAAAGCAAGGGGUUACUUUGGAGACCCGUGGAAUGUGUUUGACUUCAUUAUUGUUGUUGGUAGCGUUGUUGACGUCAUCCUGAGUGAAGUCGAUAGUGCCCUGGCCGAUAGUGGAGGACUGUACUGUCUCCAUGGCUGUGAGACGAAUCCAAUGCAAGUCAUUGCGGCCUCUGAAAAUGCUUCUGUUUCCAUCACUUUCUUCCGACUCUUCCGUGUUAUGCGUCUGGUCAAACUGCUGAACCGUUCGGAGGGCAUCCGUAACCUGCUGUGGACCUUCAUCAAAUCUUUCCAGGCUCUGCCUCAUGUAGCUCUGCUCAUCGUGAUGCUCUUCUUUAUCUACUCUGUCGUUGGGAUGCAGAUCUUUGGAAAGAUAGCAUUAGUGGAUGGUACCCAAAUCAACCGCAACAACAACUUCCAGACAUUCCCUCAGGCUGUUCUGAUGUUAUUCCGAUGUGCCACUGGAGAGGCUUGGCAAGAGGUCAUGAUGGCGUCAAUGUAUGGAAAAAAGUGUGACCCCAAGUCUGACUUCCUGCCAGGAGAAGAGUACACCUGUGGGUCCAAUUUUGCUGUCUUUUACUUCCUCAGCUUCUACUGUCUCUGUGCCUUCUUGAUCCUCAACUUGUUCGUAGCUGUUAUUAUGGACAAUUUUGACUAUCUGACCCGUGAUUGGUCUCUGCUUGGUCCACACCAUCUGGAUGAGUUUAAAAAGAUCUGGGCUGAAUAUGAUCCCGAAGCUACGGGGAGAAUCAAACAUCUGGAUGUGGUGACGCUGCUGCGAAGUAUUCAGCCUCCUCUGGGCUUUGGCAAAUUCUGUCCUCACCGGGCUGCAUGCAAGCGCUUGGUCGGUAUGAACAUGCCUCUCAACAGUGAUGGCACGGUCACCUUUAACGCCACCCUCUUCGCUCUGGUCAGGACUGCACUCAAAAUUAAAACGGAAGGUAACUUUGAGCAGGCCAAUGAGGAGCUGAGAGCCAUUAUAAAGAAGAUCUGGAAGCGCACCAGCAUGAAACUGUUAGACCAGGUCAUUCCUCCUAUUGGAGAUGAUGAGGUGACUGUGGGGAAAUUCUACGCCACCUUCCUUUUGCAAGACCAUUUGCGCAAGUUCAUCAAGCGUCAAGAGGAGUAUUACGGCUACCGUCCAACUAAGAAGAGUGCCUCAGGUCCAGAGAUCCAGGCGGGUCUGAGGAGUAUAGAGGAAGAAGCAGCUCCAGAAAUGCACAGAGCCAUUUCAGGAGACCUGCAGAAUGAAGAAGAGAUGGAAAGAGCCAUGGAGGAGGCAGGAGAAGAGGCCAUUUAUCAGCGUUCGCACCACCUGUUUGGUAACCGGGUAGAGUCGUUCUCCACUGAGCCGGCUAACACUCAGUCCCAACAGGUGACCAACAUGCGGCCGCUCAGUUUCGCUGAAAGCCAGCCCGAGUCCCCACCAAGCUCAGCCUCAGCCUUGGUGUCUGGUACAGAAUUUUUCCCCACAGCUCCACCAAAGAGCAACACUAACAACAACGCCUUUGCAGAAUUUUCAUUUGAAAGAGAAGGGACUCCAGAUGAGUUUUACAAUCCUUGUGAGGAUGAGGAGGCAGCCAGCAGACAUGCCUGGAACUUCACAGUGAGAACAGACAGAACACAGUUCCCUUAUGACCCUAACUAUGGGGACAGUCAGAGUCAGAGUUCACGCACUGCAGCCGACCACCUCGUCCAAGAGGCUCUAGAGAAGGGUGGACUGGUCUCCCUGGCCAGGGACCCGGGCUUCGUCUCAUUAACGAAGAAAGAGAUGGCUGAAGCCAUGCACAUCUCAGUAUCUGACAUGGAGGGUGUGGCUCAGGGCAUCCUCAAAGAACGCUCCAGCAGCAUGACCCCCGUUAAAAAGAGGCGUCCCAUCCCUGUCCCUCCUCCUGCUCCAGCGGCGGCAACAGUGGUAACAGGCCGGCCAGAUCCGGCUGUGAGGAGAAAGAAACGUCCAAUUCCCACGGUUCCCUCCGCACGGGGACCGUCUGAAGCCGACUCCGGAGUGUAGGGACUGCCACCUGGAUUUUACAUGGUUAUCAUGACAGUUUUGUAUUUUGAACACUAGUGUGUGACUCCAACUCACAUCACUUUACCAAGCUUGUUGCUUCUUUGAAAAUCUGUAUCAGUCAGGAUGGCUCAGUGCCUACAGACAGUUUGGAUAAGGUUUCAUGUUUUGGUUGAAACAUUAACUGAGAAGUAACAAUAUAUCUGAUAAUGAAACAUCUAAUACUUCAGAUUUGACGAAUUAAUAAAAACACUGUACUUGUCUCAGAGUAAA